Messenger RNA from Cuscuta europaea, 1217 nucleotides. Lineage: Eukaryota; Viridiplantae; Streptophyta; Magnoliopsida; Solanales; Convolvulaceae. The record is from the annotation of a GenBank genome assembly.
ACAGUUUUCCUAAAAACCAUUCGUCUUUUAUUUGUUCCUUAGACCCGGUCUUCGGAAAACCCCAUUUUCAAGAGAAAUCGUCUGGAAGAAACACCUUCUUCAGCUUAGCUAACGGCAUUCAAACCUCUGUUCUUGACUAUUUUCUUCUAUUCUUGAGUACAGCCUCCUUUACAUUUCUGGAACCCUUCUACAUUUCAAUCUUCUGUAAAUUAGGGAGUGAUUUAUUUCUAUACUUCACUUUUGGACGCCAUCUGAAUUGCUGAUAUUCUGACGUGCCUUAUCUAAGAUUCGGUUUGAGAAUGAGGAAUUUCGUAUUGGGGUUUGUUUUAUUUCUUUAUUUUGCGCUUCUACUGAGUGUUGGAGCUCUUAAGUUUCACCAGAGUCACCACACUGAGAGAAUUGAAGGCAGUGCCGGUGAUGUGCUGGAAGAUGAUCCUACUGGGAGGCUAAAAGUUUUCGUGUACGAGCUUCCAAGCAAAUAUAACAAGAAAAUUCUGCAGAAGGAUCAACGAUGUCUUAACCACAUGUUUGCUGCAGAGAUUUAUAUGCACCGUUUCCUCUUAUCCAGCCCUGUGCGCACUCUCAACCCCGAGGAGGCUGAUUGGUUUUACACACCCGUGUACACCACUUGUGACCUCACACCAAAUGGUCUUCCUUUACCCUUUAAGUCACCCCGCAUGAUGAGGAGUGCUAUACAGCUUAUUGCUUCCAACUGGCCCUACUGGAAUAGGACAGAAGGGGCUGAUCACUUCUUCAUAGUCCCCCAUGAUUUUGGGGCUUGUUUUCACUAUCAAGAGGAAAAAGCGAUCGAAAGAGGUAUUCUUCCGCUACUCCAGCGAGCAACCUUGGUUCAAACUUUUGGACAACGAAAUCAUGUUUGCUUGAAGGAUGGGUCCAUUACUAUUCCUCCAUAUGCUCCCCCACAGAAAAUGCAAUCCCACUUUAUCCCUCCAGAGACUCCACGAUCCAUCUUUGUUUACUUCCGGGGUUUGUUUUAUGACGUUGGCAAUGAUCCUGAAGGUGGUUAUUACGCAAGAGGGGCUCGAGCUGCGGUGUGGGAGAACUUCAAGGACAAUCCUCUAUUUGACAUCUCUACAGAGCAUCCAACUACAUACUACGAAGACAUGCAGCGAGCUAUCUUUUGCUUGUGUCCGCUCGGAUGGGCACCAUGGAGUCCAAGAUUGGUUGAGGCAGUGAUAUUCGGUUGCAUCCCUGUU